GAAAUGCGUGUGCUCAGAGAAUGAUCAGCUGUUCUAUUCUAUAUAACGUGAGCGUAACCGCUGCACGCAGGUGUAGGCUACACAUGAACAGUCGCUACUGAUGGUGAUAGUGACAGUAAAUAUGAAGUCCGGCUACCAAAAACGUAAAGAGAAGCUGCAGAAAGCUGAGAGGGAGAAAAAGGGCAGACAAUUGGUGACUCAGUUUUUCCCAAAGAAAGAUUCACCCUCAGGGGGACACCUGCCCUCAGCACCAAACCCACUUGAAGGAGAGGGAGAGCCAGGUCCUUCUUCAGGCCAUGAUGCAGCAGCCAGAGAGGAGACCAGAGGUGCUCAAGUACAGGAAGAGAACAGGGCGAGUUCAAGCAACGCAGAUGAUGAGGAAGAAGCAGCAAAGAGUAAGGAGCAGAGAGAGGCUGAGUUGAGGGACAUUGGUGAGACUGAGCAGCAUGCAGAACCUGAAGAUCUGCUGUCUGCUGAUCCAGGGUUGUGGCCAGAAAAAUUAAGUGACAGUGAUAGAGCAUGCAUUAUUAGAAAAUUGGCUGCGACAGAGGAAAAACAAAUGCCCAAAGACUCUGAGGGAAAGCCAUUUCCAGAUUACUUAAAAUAUACAAAGACAGCAAAUGGCAGAGAAAAGAUGAAAAGGGAUUGGUUAAUUUACAGUGAGAGUGUAAAUGCACUUUUCUGCAUUCCUUGCAUUCUUUUUUCACGGGAUGUAAAAAGACCUUCUCAAAGUGCUCUGAGUAGCGAGCAUGGUUGCAUGUAUGACAAAUUCCCAAGCCAUGAAAACAACCAAGCACACAGGGAUUGUUACUGGAAGUGGAAAAACUUGCAGUGUUCUAUUAUGGCUGCAAAAGGGAUAGACCACCAUCUGCAAAGACAGAUGCAGUCAGAAAUAGAAAGAAAUAUAGCCCUCUUGGAGAGACUACUUCAUGUCACGCUGCACUUGGCAUCGAGAAAUUUGCCUUUCAGAGGUAAAACAAAAAAGUUAGGUGAUGUCCACAAUGGGAACUAUUUGGGAACACUAGAACUAGUAUCCCACUAUGACACACUUUUAAAAGAACACCUAGACAAAGUGAGGAACUCGGCCAAAGAAACUAGACUUACUCAUUAUUUGUCCUCCGACAUUCAAAAUGAGUUCAUUGAACUGUGUGGGAAAAGAAUGCUUAAAUCUAUUUUGAGAGAAAGAGAGGAUGCCAUUUAUUACAGCAUUUUUUGUGAUGCCACACCAGACAUUUCCCACACAGAGCAAAAUGUUUUGCUCAUUAGAUAUGUCCAUUAUAAUGAGCAUGCAAAUGAAUGGGAGAUAACAGAAAAGUUUAUUGAAUUCAAACAAUUCAAUAAAAAAACAGGGAGUGAAAUAGCAGGGAUGAUCGAGGAUGUGCUUAAGAAACUAGGGAUAGAUAUUGCUGAUUGUAGGGGACAAGGCUAUGACAAUGGUGCUAACAUGUCUGGGAAAGUUAAGGGAAAGUUAAGGGAAAGCCCAAAUACUUAAGACCAACAAUCUGGCCACAUUUUCACCCUGUGCUUCCCACACGUUAAAUCUUGCUGGGGUACAUGCAGCAGGAUCAAGUGAUGAAGUGUCAACUUUUUUUGGCUUCAUCAAUUGUCUUUACAAAUUUGUAAGUGCCAGUCCAGAGCGUUGGGCCAUAUACAAGGAAAGUACCAGCUGCUCUGUCCACAGCUUGUCUGACACUCGCUGGAGUGCAAGAAUUGAUGCUGUUAAACCGGUUGCAAAACACUUACCAAGUGUCAUUGAGGCCCUUAGUUCCAUACUAACUACAUGCAGUCUUUCAAAUGAUGCUAGAGCUGAAGGUGUUGGUCUGAGGAAGUACUUCAUGUCAUUUGAUGCCAUUGUGCUUCUUACCAUCUGGGUGAAAGUAUUGCAGUGUAUUGAUUGCAGGAAUGUGAUACUCCAGUCAGGUAAAAUUUCUCUUGAGGUGGAGGCAGCCAAUAUAAAUGCACUCAAAGAUGAGAUGCAGGCUCUAAGGAAUGAAUGGGAGUCCCUCCUCUCUGAGGCAACAUUAAUUGCAAAUGAAAUGGGGAUUCCACCUCAAUUCAAAAAAGAACUCAGCCGUGAGAGGAAGAGAAGGAGGUUCUUUGAUGAGCCCCCCCCCCCAGAAGAAACAGGUCAGAGCGACUGUGCAGAGGAAUUUAGAAACACUGUGUUUUUCACUGCCAUGGACCAUAGCAGCAACAUCACUGUCCCUUAACUGACCAACCUUAAUAAUAGCAGCAAACUCCUCAACGAUGUUUGCUAUUGUUUGGAACCGAGUGUCCAAGUCACUAGUGAUGUGUGUCACCCACUCAUAAGCAAGUACACAAAGGACCUCACUCCUCAGUUGAAGAGUGAAAUCAGGCAUCUCAACACAGUAUUUUUUGCCACUUUCCCCUAUGAUUGCACCAGCCUUGAGCUUCUCAAUUCAAUUUACAAAAUGCAACUCCAGAGCAUUUUUGGAGAAGUGUGUAUUGCCAUUAGGAUUUUUUGCACUCUCCCAGCUACUGUUGCUGGUGGAGAAAGAGCAUUUAGUAAACUGAAACUUAUCAAGAGCUACCUCAGGUCAACAAUGGUACAGGAGAGGUUGAAUAGUCUGGCAAUCCUCUCAAUUGAAAGUGAACUGGCUCUCUCUCUAGAUUUCAAAGACUUAAUUUAUGACUUUGCUACCAAGAAGCCUCGGCGUCUAGACUUAGGCAUCUAAAUCAAGAGACAAAAGUGUUGAGUUGAGAAAAAAAACAAGUACUGUAAAUGUUUUACCAUUGUUCAUGUUUGGAUUUGUUGAUACUGUUUGUAAGUAUCUAUGUUGAAUAUUUGAACAUUUGUUGUGCCUUUUAAUAAGUGAGUGUACUACAGGUGAAAGAAAACACCUUUUUCAUAGGUACCUUUACUAUGUCAGUACUAGUGUAAAUGUUUUACCAUCUGAAGUAUAAACAAUGUGUAUCUGUUAUAAGUCCAUACUGAUACAGUGAUGCAUGCAAGAUGUUUCAACACAUUAAGAACUUAGAAUGGACUCUAUACCAAGUAACAAUAUGUAGUUGCUAAUGAUGUUAUCACCUAAACAGAUGAUCACAUGCAGCAUACCUUUUCGCAAAGGGGGGGGGGGCAAAAUUCUAAUCUUUCAUGGGGCCCAAGAU
Paramormyrops kingsleyae is the source of this 3129-nucleotide messenger RNA. The record is from RefSeq and is a predicted model, not a curated record. NCBI's taxonomy places the organism in Eukaryota, Metazoa, Chordata, Actinopteri, Osteoglossiformes, Mormyridae.